This is a messenger RNA of Syngnathoides biaculeatus (alligator pipefish), 2626 nucleotides long. RefSeq names its product SCL-interrupting locus protein homolog. Gene Ontology annotation, cellular component: centrosome; centriole. The record is from RefSeq and is a predicted model, not a curated record. The coding region runs from base 1685 to 2626 and encodes 313 amino acids. Lineage: Eukaryota; Metazoa; Chordata; Actinopteri; Syngnathiformes; Syngnathidae. Gene Ontology annotation, biological process: centrosome duplication; protein localization to centrosome; mitotic spindle organization. The transcript has 8 exons.
GACAUUUUCAUUAGCUGCAUUUCAGUUGAACUUUUUCAUGUGAACAAAUUGGCCAUCUAAAAAAAUGUUUCCAGUCUCCUGAGACGCAACUGGCCACAAUUCAAUUCCGUCUGAAAUUGAGCGUCUAAAUUCAGUGUUCAGAAGACUGCGAGUAAGGCCGCCUUCUUUUUUUCAUUUCCACUGUUCCUGUGCAUCAAACGAGAGGAGGAAGAGUCAACCGAGCGCGAGCGGGACGACGUCGGCUCGGGGGAGACGUCACGUGACCGCAGCGGGGAAAGGUCGGCGUGGUUUUUUGUUUUUGUUUUUUUUCAAAACGUGCAAAAUGAAUGACGAUAGCUCAACGUUUCCCAGUCGGCCGGUGAUCUAUGAUGGAGUAAUAACCUCGAAAAUAUGUGGAUGAGCGCAGGACGUUUUGAACAGAGCGGGAGACGUCACUCCCAUUUUGUUGUUGUCGUCGAGCGCGACGGCAGGCCGCUCUCUGCUCGCUUUGGUUUCAGACGUCUGUUGCAUUUGACAACUCACUCCACGCUAACAUUGACCUACAAUUUCCGAAAGGGACACAGAUGCAGGGUUUUUUUUCUUCUUCUUUCGGCUUGUCCCGUUCGGGGUCGCCGCCGCGUGUGUCGUCUUUUUCCAUUUAAGCCUAUCUGGUGCUAAAAAAAAAAAAAGGCUUCACGCUUCACCUCCCACCUGUGUUUUCUGACCUGACACAAGACAAGACUUGGGUGAGAGCGCACACAAUUUUAUGAUUUGAAAUUACUUUGGUACUCUGUGGGAGUCGAUUUUUCGAAUUAUCAUGUCGGUGUGUGACAUUUCCAACCAAUCUGGCUAAGAAAAAGGACGUGCGUGAGGAGGUAAUGACAUCCACGGGGCUCUUCUCCAAAAUGAGGCUUUUUUUUUUGUCGCUCGGCCGUCAGAGCGCUGAACGCUUUUUUCUUCUUCUUUCCACUUGCAAACCGUCGGGAAGACGCGGCGGCAACUAUUGGUCAGGGCUGCGGCAACGCGGCGUCUCAUUGGCCGCCACUACUUCCGGAUUGGCCCGCCAUAGAUAUGAACACGCACACCGGUGAGACGACGUGUCUACGGAGCGGCCAUGUUUGAAAAGUCGACGUUCCCCUCAAAGGCAAAGCAUUGACGUUGGAAUUAAAUCGUAAACUGAUCAUUUCUUUGUCGAUUUACGCGAGCUUUACUUUUGUGUCAGCCUCAAAGCGUGUGUUGAAAAUGCUUAACAUUUGAAAAAAAAAAAACGAUGUUCAUCCGUUAUUGCUUCGGAAAUUUUUUUUGUCGAGGACGUGCGGCGGCAGCGACCGCAACCGCGCUCAGCACAAAGUUCGGCCAUCCUUUAAAUUUUGGCCCUUUUCUUGCCUUUCACUGACAAUCGGAAUACACCGGCGUGGUUGACCCGCCUAGCUCAUCGUCGUCGUAGGCACGCAGCUGAAAAGGGGCGCGGCCAGGUGACGUCUUCUUCUCUACGUCCCCGCCGAGAGCGCGAUUGUCAAAGUGGCUUCCGUUUGGCUCUUCGGCGGGUUUUGUUUUGUUUUGUUUUCGUUGCCGCUGCUCAGAUUGCCUCACCCGCAACGAGAGCUCAACAACUUGGAAGCCGAACGUUCCGAAGUUCUAUUUCCACUCGGAAAAGAGGCAAACCGACGGAAGUUCGCGCCCAGGCGAGUGUCCGCGCCCGGCCAUGAGCUGCCCCGUCAAUCUGCCGGCGGAUGUUUUCCAUCCGGUUCCGAGUCGCGACGGCGUGAAAAGCAGGUCCCUGGCGGCCCCGAGAGCAUCUCAGUGGGAUCCGCAGCUGAGCCUCGAGCUGUGCUCGCGCAGGAUGCCCCGCCUCCUGCUCCACGAGAAGGCCCUUCGUCUGGCUCAGCGUCAUGUCCGCCACUGCGGAGCGUCACGUGGUCACUGCUUCUUCCUGGGUUCUGUGGACGUGGAUGCAGACGAGGAAGGCGUCACUGUGACGCUGGACCGCUUCGAUCCGGGUCGGGAGCAGGCCGGCGCCUCGGGCCGGGUUCCCGCCGCCCCGCUGCCGGGGGGCGUGCUGGUUCCGUGUUUGAUCUCUAAUCAGAGGGCCUCCGACGACGACGACAACGACGACGUGGUCCCAUCGGAGGCCGAACUCUGGCGCUCCUCCGCUGCGUUGCAGGCUCACUUGAGCGGUCGGCAGCCUCUGGAUCUGGGUCAGCUGAUGAGGGUCAAAGGUCGCGUGCGCUGCCAGCAGCAGGGAGGCCCCGCCCGCUUCUCGCUGGGCUGGUCGUCGCUUUGGCCGUCCGUCCGCCUGGAUGUCCGGCCCGUCCGCCCCGUACCCGUCGCGCCGGCGCCGUCGCUCGAGAGUCUGAGCGGGACGCCCGGGGGCCCCCGGCGAGGGUUUUUGACGAUGAAUGAGAGCAGAACUCUUCUUGGUCUGCUGAUGGAGUCGGACCCCCCGGCCUCCGACUGCCGCGGUUUUGGUGUGUGUGAGAGCCGCUGUGGGGUCGGAGUGAUUCUCCCCAGCAGCUCCCGAGAACCCCCUCGACCUCGACGCCCACCGAUCCGCUCCCUCCUGAGGGACGACCGCCCCCCUCGCCCGCUACAAGACGAGAGGGGGGUACUGGACGUCAUAGAAGAAAGGGACGGCGCGAGGGACUAA